AUGGUGACCGUAUCCCGCCCAAUCCGCCCAAGCUUCACGUCGGCUCAAGUCUCUCGCUUCUUUUUCCAACCGUGCCGCGAUGACUACGAAGAAGUUAUCGACGAGUACUUCCGGUGUCGUUGCGGCACGGUUAGAAAGCAAACCCGUCGCAACGGCUUUUCGAACCUACUGCAACACGUGAGACGUGAGCACCCCGACUUUGAAACGACGAUGCGGGAAGCCUCGACUACUGAGACUGGCUCUUUAUUGAGCUACGUUCGUCAGUCCUCCCAAAACCUGUACGGCAACCUGCCACUCACAUUCUGCGAAAAUCGAGCCACAAAACGGUACACCACCUUGGACCCCAUCUACAUUGAGACCCUGCGGUCUACAAUGAAUGGGGUUACGGUGGCGGUGGAGAGGUCUAUUGCCUCCGAAAUGCCGAAGAUAUUUGGGCUCAUCCUUGACGGAUGGACCCAUUUAUCGGAGCACUAUAUCGCGGUCUUUGCCUGCUACGAAGUGAAUGGGCAGGUAAAGACCCCGAUUCUCUGCAUGACCCCUCUCAUGAACGAGCCCGACGACGACCUCUCUGCUGUUGCUCAUAGAGAAUUUCUGGCUAACAUUCUUUCCCGGGACUUUGGGAAGCAGUUGGACCAGUGUGUUUUUCUCGUGGGGGACAAUUGUAGUGUCAAUAAGCGGUUGGCAACCCUAAUUGGGGUACUGCUAAUUGGCUGUGCAUCACACAGGCUCAACCGAGCCGUUCAACAUGAAUUGCACGAACACAAAGCUGAUCUUGCAGAAGUCCAAGCGCUGAUGAUCAAGCUCCGAACUCUGACUCAAUCGGCUAAACUUCGGCUGAAAAUGGACCUCCGACCUGUUAUCCGGCAAGACACUCGGUGGAGUUCGACGUUUAUGAUGCUGCAUCGGUACUUUGAACUGUUGGAGCACCUGGACACGACUGACGAUGAGAUUGCGGACUUACUCCCUUCGGCUUCCUGCAAUCGUCGUUUGCGUGCCCUUCUGAAAGAACUGAUGGACGUUGAGUCCGUCUCAAAGGCUCUACAAGGAACAAACGAUAAUCUUCUUGACGUUCGAGAGUGGUUUGAUGGCCUUAUUGGCAUCAAGCCGCAAUAUGCAUAUAAUCUCGACUCUACUAACGCGGCUGCGUAUACGACCAACAAGAGGGUGAACGCGAGAAAACGGAUAGAAACCCUGGAAAUGAACGUGGCCAGAGUGUCCGCAACUCAAGAAGCCGCAGGAUCCGAUCUGCUGCAGAUGCUAGCAUUUUGUUUUCAGAAGCAGGUUGACAGACGAGCAGAACAAGAAGACAAACUACGACGCGAUGAACGACAGGAGCGCAGGGACACUGAAAAGGAAGAUUGA
This is a messenger RNA of Phytophthora nicotianae INRA-310, 1362 nucleotides long. RefSeq lists its product as hypothetical. Lineage: Eukaryota; Oomycota; Peronosporomycetes; Peronosporales; Peronosporaceae. Bases 1 to 1362 code for a protein of 453 amino acids. The record is from RefSeq and is a predicted model, not a curated record. The transcript is spliced from 5 exons.